Messenger RNA from Acyrthosiphon pisum (pea aphid), 819 nucleotides. RefSeq lists its product as uncharacterized. The record is from RefSeq and is a predicted model, not a curated record. NCBI's taxonomy places the organism in Eukaryota, Metazoa, Arthropoda, Insecta, Hemiptera, Aphididae. Gene Ontology annotation, molecular function: protein dimerization activity. The transcript has a single exon. Bases 1 to 819 code for a protein of 272 amino acids.
AUGUACAAAUUAAAAUGUCUUACUGAAACUCUUGAAACUAAACAUUUAUGUAUAAUUGAUGCUAUAGCUUUAAUUGAUAGUACUAUGAAAAUGAUGACUGAGAUAAAAUCUGAUGAUCAAGCUAUAAAUAAUUUAAUUGACAGCGCUUUAUCUUUUGCAACCUUACUUGGAACAAACCCUGAAAGUUAUUUUAAAACACAUCAUCGUAGAAGACUAUGUCCAAAACGAAUUGACUCAAGACCAUCAACUGAGGUUGAAUUUACUAUACAUUUAUUUUACCGAAGAGAAUUUAAAUUAGUUCUUGAUACACUGAUCACAUUAUCAAAUAGCAACUUAAAACAAUGUAUUUCUUCUGUUCAGCCAUUGUUCCAAUUAUUUUCACUACCUUUAGAUAAAUCAAAUAUUACUCUUGAAAAUAUUACAAAUUCUCUCUCUUUAUUUCCAGUAGAUAGUACAGGCUCUAAUCUAAAAGAUCUAGAUUUAGUCCAAACUCAACUAGAGAUUUUAUUUAACAUGUUACAAGAUGAUUCAAAAAAUUUUGAAUCCUUAAUGGAAAAGUCUGAAGAAGUCAAACAUAUUUUACCGUGUGCUAAUUUAUUAUGUCGUUUGGCGUUAACUUCUCCAGUGACUGUUGCCUCAAAUGAGAGGACAUUCAGUAAAUUAAAAUUAGUGAAAACAUUUCUUAGAUUGACAAUGAAUGAUGACCGGUUAAAUUCCUUAGUAAUAUUAGGAAUAGAGAAAGAUAUUGUAGACCAAUUGAAUAUUAACAAAUUAGCACAACAAUGGUCAAAUUUAAAAGAACGUAGAAUACAAAUUUAA